CAGAGGAUGGUCAAGUUGUGUCGAUGAGCUCAGCAUAUUGGCGCUUUGAUCAUGGGACCACGUGAAACAUCAUCAUUAUCAAAUAUUGCCAGAAGCUCAACCCGCCGGUGAGCCAUAGCUAGACUAGCAAUCCUUCAAGGUCAAACAACACUUCUGGCUGGUUUAGGUAGCGACAUUUUCCACUGGGGUCCCUUGUUAUCUGCACCCUUGGAGCCCAGACAGACGCGUAGACGAGUAUCAUCGCGUCCCAAUUCUGCCAUUUUCGAGGUUACAACGGCAUGCGCCUCGUGGGCAUGAGGAGUGGAGCUUUUCUGCCCAUGUUACGCUGCGGUCAUGAUUCUGUGAGCAUGAGCUUACGGACCGACCACCUGAACGGAGAGGAUGAGAGGUUGAUGCAUAUCAGACCUACAUACUAAUCUUCAGAGCAUCGUUCACAGCCUCCAUAUUGAAUGUAUUUUUAAGUCUGCGACUCUCGAGGAUCCAGUUCAGAUUUUGAAACAUCAGUCCACCAUGAGUGGGAGACUGAUCUCAGCUGAGUUCCCAACGAUUCGUCCAGGCCUUCUUUGAUGUAGGCGUGGUUGCAACUUGCAAGCGCAUCCCCCAGUCACCACAAAGCACAUCCAUAUGACUACAGGCAGACAUAAAUUUAAUCUGGACGUCCUAAAUUGUGGGAACUGGGUGCUGUCGAGUACUUGAGCAUGGGCAUUGUGUUAUACGGAACAUGGUCGGACUCGAAACAGUGAAGUCAGAUGAAAAGUUCUAUUGCGCGUGUCUUUUAGUUCUCAUAAUUACACCUUCUACCACCCACAUCCGCUUCACUGUUCCUUCACUUGGAACAAUUCAGUACGAGGCUAUUUUAUAUCGCAGGUUUCAAAUCUCAGGGCUCACUUUCGCCCAAGCCCCUCAUCCAAACUGAGUUUCUAGAGAUAAGAUGCCCAGUGACAAUUCACGAUCACCGUCCUUCGCUUUGGCAAGCACGACUGUAGCCCAAGCAUCCAGUUCAGAGAAUAUAGUCUGGACAUCGAGACGAGCAUCCUCAACUGUGGUCGGGCGAAUUGACUCAGGUCAAGACGGGAAACUGCAAGGGCGCAGUCAUUAACCUCUAACUUUUUAUAACGCUCACCAAAACGAAAUCGUUGACCACAUUUCCCAUGAUUGGUUGACUUCCGAGGUUUGACUCGACAGCAGAUCAUGCGUAGGGAACGUGGUGGGCGGGGUGGGGGGCUUCAACAGAAGAUCCUCGACAAAUCGAGAAAGAGAGGUUGAGCUUCAGAGCUCGACGAUGCGCACACUGCCGAGUCGAGGUGAAGCUGUUGCUGGAGGUGGUGCAUGGGGUCACUUCUUUUCAAAGCAUUGUUUGCAGCUCUGCCAGCGAAAGGUACAACUGGCAUUGUUGUCAAAAGGAGCGUGCCUGGCUCAGGGAUGGAGUUGGUGCUGGUGCUGGUGCUGCUUCGCCACAUGUUCAGGGCGAUGUGAGAACAGGCUCGGUGGUCCCGCAGCCUUUGUCGCCGGUUACCAAGUGAUGGGGAAGGUGGCCAGCGAAGAGGACCAAUGUGCUUGUAGCGUGAGGAGACAUCAUCCCGUGAAGAUCUGCACUCACCUGCUUGUGAGGUGCCAUCUCGUCACAGUGAGUGCCACUGGAUUCUCGAUGUUCGGCUACUGUUAAAGUAAAGUUUAGGAGAAGGGAGGAACGCACAUCAGUCAGUACUUGCACAUGCAUUGAGCUGUCGGAUGGACAAGGUUGCAGAGAAUGUGAGCUGAUCAGCUGUGAUAAAUCCAUGAAUCUCUUCCGCAAUUUUUUGCUUGAUGUUUCCAGGAAUUUUGGUUACAGCUUCUGUAUGAAUGCAAUUUUUAUCUCUUUUCAAAACGCGAUGGGAAUUCGUCCACUAGAUCCGUCGGACCCUCUGUACACCAAUAAUUUCAGUGGUUUCAGCUAGGUCCGAGUCUUGCAAUCAUUGUUAUUCAAGCCGACGCUGUGACCUGUACAUUCUUCGCACAGUUUACCGUGCAAGCCUUUGAUUCUCGUGCACGUGAGCAACAUAAUCGGAUCCUUCUGGAACGGAUCCAGAGAAUUCGGCUUCCAUGUACACACUCAUACAAGAUAGCCCAGUCUUGAUCGACUUGUGCGUGCUCUCACAACCCAACAAACGAAUUUCUGGACGAUGACAGAUUCAAUGUUCUCAUUGUGAUUCUCUCGCGCGACCCAAGUACCUGGGCUACAGCCUUUUCGUAAAUCA
This is a messenger RNA of Marchantia polymorpha subsp. ruderalis, 2237 nucleotides long. The record is from the annotation of a GenBank genome assembly. Lineage: Eukaryota; Viridiplantae; Streptophyta; Marchantiopsida; Marchantiales; Marchantiaceae.